CUUUUCCGAGCCGCCUUCUCGGAUGAGCGGACGUUGGCUUUACGGGACCUGGUGGAGAUGUGGCCCUUCCCCGUCCUCAGUUUCCAGCGCCUUUUGGGUCACUGUCGCUGUGGUCCUCACACCCUCCUGGGAGAAAAACCCAGCAAGUUGUGCGUGCAGACUGUCAUCCUCGCCGUCGUGGCGCAUCUCUGCCGGGCUUUGGAGGAGCCCUGUCGUGACGUGAGUGAGAACCGGUGCCGCCUGCGACUGCUGGACAUGACGGGUCUCCAGGACGAUGACACCGAUCGCGGCCCGCAGUGGAUGAGCUUGUGGUCCGGCACGGUGGCGUUGGCCAAAGCCUGCAUCGAGGUCUCCAAACAUCAAAACGAGUGCCUGAAACGCGGCUCCAAGCGGCAUAAAGGUCCUUCCGGCGCUUCCGCUGCCCGGCAAACCAUCGGCGUGGAAGUCCGCGCCGAUCUCUUCGUCAACGGCACGUCCUUCGGUGUCCUGCGAGACGCCCUUCAGACCGCCGCCGCCGGUCCCCUACGUCUCAAAUGCCGCGAUUUCCACGCCGAGGAGCUCUCCGUCGCCGGCACCGUGAGUUUACUGGAAUUGUUGGAACCCGCCGGCGUACGGCGGGUGGAUCUACGUUUCAACAACCUUGGGCUGGCCGGUCUCUGCGCCGUUUUGCCGCACCUCGCCAGAUUUACCGAUCUCCUCAGCCUCAAGCUGCCUUACAGCAACGUCAACGUGCGGCGGCUCGCGGCGGGGGCGGACGUCGGCUUUCGGCGCCUCGCCGCCCAGUUGGGGAAGCUGCCCUGCCUGAAGGAGCUCAAUUUGGGUUCCUCCAGGCUUUCGGGGAAACUGGGGCAACUUUUGGGCGACCUGCAGGUUCCACUGGAAAGUCUGGAGUUGGCCUUCUGCUACCUCCUUCCCGGCGACAUCGCUUUCCUUUCCCAAAGCCCCCACGCUCCGACGCUGAAGAAAUUGGAUCUGAGCGGUCACGAUAUCUCCGAGAACUUUCUCCCGCCCCUCCGACGUCUCCUGGAAGAGACUUCAACCUCUCUCCUCCACUUGGACCUCAUGGAAUGUCACCUGACGGACUCUCGGUUGGAUGCUCUGCUACCGGCGCUCUGCCGGUGCUCCCGGCUCCGGUGCUUGGGACUUUUCGGCAAUCCCCUCUCCACGUCUGGACUCAAAACCUUGUUACGGCGAACCGUGGUUCUCCCGGAUUUACGUUUGGUUAUUUACCCUUACCCCGUGGACUGCUACGUGCCCCAACCCCUCCGACCGUCCUCCGGUUGGCUUUCGGAAGACGCGGUGGACGAAGAACGUUUCGCCGCCCUCAGCGCCGAACUGUGCCGUAUGCUGGUGAGUUCCGGCAGAGCCAACGCCGUCUGGACCGCCAGUUUCUGCCGCCACGGCGCUCUCGACUACUUCACCUUGUAG
This is a messenger RNA of Charadrius vociferus (killdeer), 1428 nucleotides long. RefSeq names its product leucine rich repeat containing 14 (gene LRRC14). Gene Ontology annotation, molecular function: protein binding. The transcript is spliced from 4 exons. Lineage: Eukaryota; Metazoa; Chordata; Aves; Charadriiformes; Charadriidae. Gene Ontology annotation, cellular component: cytoplasm. The annotation marks the transcript as partial. The record is from RefSeq and is a predicted model, not a curated record.